Molecule: messenger RNA, 363 nt
Organism: Fomitopsis serialis
Lineage: Eukaryota; Fungi; Basidiomycota; Agaricomycetes; Polyporales; Fomitopsidaceae
Exons: 5
Coding region: 1-363 (120 amino acids)
Source: RefSeq, a predicted model, not a curated record
AUGUACCGCGAAACAACCGUCGGCAAGAGCUUGCUCCGAUUCAAAGAGUCUGCACGCAGAUCAAGAACCGUAGUCUAUGGUCAGGCGAGGAGGCUAGGUGAUGCCAUGGACAAUGACAUUACUGCCAGUGUCGGCACUCAGCUAUGCGGCGGUGACGAGCAGCGCAAAUAUCUGUGGAUACAUGCAUCCAAGGCAGGCCUUGGCUGCGACCCCACGUCAUGGAUCAUGAAAAUACACAUUCCAGGCAAGUUAUGGGAGGGCUUUUGCACAAGAAGUAACACAAAAGCUCACAUUGCCCUAAAUGAUAAAUCAGAAGGUAUUCAUAGAGUACUAUGGGAUGUUGAUGAGGCCUGUGAUGUUUAA